Messenger RNA from Ipomoea nil (Japanese morning glory), 1848 nucleotides. RefSeq lists its product as uncharacterized. Lineage: Eukaryota; Viridiplantae; Streptophyta; Magnoliopsida; Solanales; Convolvulaceae. The record is from RefSeq and is a predicted model, not a curated record. The transcript is spliced from 2 exons. Bases 113 to 1564 code for a protein of 483 amino acids.
UGCAACUCUUCUUCUUUCAUCAUCCUUUCUGUUUUUGCUUCAUCCGUAACUUCAUUAAGAGAAAUCUAAAAUGGUAUCAGAACACUAAGCAAAGAAGGCGUAAUCCUCUAUCAUGGCGUGGCAAAACACAUCCUCCAUUCCAGGCAUCGGAACUUCGGCACUUCCUACGAUUUGUCCGCAACAAGCACAUAAUCGGACUGCUCCGAUCAAUCAAGCUGCUCAAAACGCUCCGCAAGCACCUCACAACCGAGAAGAUGAGCCUAGGGUCGAAAUCACGGUCAAUCCGCAAGACACCAGCAAUCCAUAUCACGUCUCUACUAGCGAAAAUCCUUCACAAACUCUAGUUUCCGUUUUACUGAACGGAAACAACUAUUAUCCUUGGGAGAGAGCCAUGCACAUGGCUCUACUGACGAAGAACAAAUUGGAGUUUGUAAAUGGAGAAAUCAAAAGGUCGGAGAAGAGAGAAAGGAGUUUCCCUGCAUGGUGCAGAGCUAACAACCUUGUGCUCUCAUGGAUCUUGCACUCUGUUAUUCCAAGUGUAGCUCAAGGAGUUCUGUGGAUGGAGACUGCGGAAGAGGUCUGGAAUGAUCUCAAGGAACGGUACGGCCAGGGCGAUGCCUUCAGAAUCGCCGACAUCAAUGAAGAAAUAUAUCAUCUGAUGCAAAGAGGCAAUACUGUGAGUGAAUUCUAUUCUCAGCUAAAACUCUUAUGGGAUGAACUAUAUAAUGUUAGGCCUCUCCCCAUAUGCACUUGUGAUCCUAAAUGUAGCUGUGGAGCUUUUGACAAAAUCAAAAACCACAUUCAAGAUGAUCAAACUGCUAGGUACCUAAAAGGGAUAAACAGUCAACUCUAUGGAGGGGUGAGGUCACAGAUCCUGUUAAUGAAACCACUCCCAAGCAUGGGGGAAUCCUGUUCCAUGUUACAGGUUCAGGAGAGGCAAAUUUUCCCUAACACACCAUAUAUUGAGAAUCUGGUAAACAAUACCCCUCCUGCUGAUAACAAUGUGAUAAACACAAACUAUGCCAAUGCCUCUUUUGCCAAGACAAACCAAUCUGGAAAUAACAACAGGAGAUUCAAUAAUAAUAAGAAGAAGACUGUUGUGUGUAGCUUUUGUGGCUUUACAGGUCACACCAUUGAGAAGUGUUACAAAAAACACGGUUACCCUCCUGGUUAUAGAGGGAAAGGGAAAGCUGGAGGGGUAGCUAAUGCUGCUCAGGUGUCACAAGCUCAAGAUGACACUGACUACACAAGAGGUUUCACCAGAGACCAGUAUGAGAAGAUUUUGUAUCUCAUUGGCAAAGAAGGACAAAAUUCCAAUCCUACACCAAAUUUCUCGUUAGGACCGAACCCCCCUUGGUGGCAAAUCAAGUCAAUGUUGCUGAUUGUGACGUUGGAUCACACAAAGAGCCUUAUGGACUCUCAAUCAUGGAAGAUGAUUGGACUAGCUGAACAAGAGGAAGGCCUAUACAAGCUUGUCUCACCAUCAUUUAAUUUACUGUUCCUGUUAAUUCUGAUGAUAACACCUCAAGUAGACAUGUUAUUCCUCAUAAUGUUUUUGCUGUAAAUACUGUGAAUAAAACUGUCAGUGGCAUGGACACUUGGCACUAUAGACUAGGACAUCCAUCCUACCCAAGAGUUAAAGUGUUACAAGGCUUAGAUCCUUCAAUUUGUACCUCAAGAAACACUAUAUGUGAAAUAUAUAUCAUUUUGCUAAACAAAAGAGACUGCAGUUCCCCCUGAGUACUUCAACCACUAAUAAUUGUUUUGAUUUGAUUCAUGUUGAUAUUUGGGGGCCUAACCGUGUAUCCUCAAUUUAUGGUGAUUCUUUCUUCCUCACCAUAGUAGAUG